CCCCCGAUGUUGCCGCUGGGUUGCAUUAAUUGCAUGCAUGGAACAAUAAACCGUGCCAACCUGCUGGUUGAGACUUGAGAGAGAGAGAGAGAGAGAGAUCAGAGAUAGAGAGAAGAGAGCGAGGAGGAAGACAGAGAUCAGCGGCGGACCGGCGGCGUGGCAGGAGAUCGAGGCGGCCGACCCAUGUGCUUAUGCCCCGUUACGACGGCAGCAGCAUCGUGCGCGCGUGACUGAUCCGCCGAAGCAGACACCGCGUACCAUGGAAGCGCGGCCGCGGCUGCUCCUAGUCGCCGCCGUGGCGGUCUUCGUGUCAGUGUCCGCCGCCGCCGGGGCGGCCGUCGUCAUAAACGUGAAGAACUACGGGGCCCAUGGGAAUGGCGUCAACGAUGAUACCAAGCCGCUGAUGGCAGCGUGGAAGGCAGCGUGCGGAUCAGCUGGCGCGGUGACGAUGGUCGUCGCGCCGGGGACGUACUACAUCGGGCCGGUGCAGUUCCACGGCCCCUGCAAGGCGUCCACCUUGACCUUCCAGCUGCAGGGGACGCUCAAGGCCGCCACGGACCUGAAGCGGUUCGGCAACGACUGGAUCGAGUUCGGGUGGGUGAACGGGCUGACCGUCGCCGGCGGCGUCAUCGACGGCCAGGGCGCCGCCUCGUGGCCUUUCAACAAGUGCCCCAUCCGCAAGGACUGCAAAGUGCUGCCCACGAGCGUGCUGUUCGUGAACAGCCAGAACACGGUGGUGCGCGACGUGACGUCGGUGAACCCCAAGUUCUUCCACAUGGCGCUGCUGUCGGUGAAGAACGUCCGGAUGAGCGGGCUGAGGAUCCGAGCGCCGCCCAACAGCCCCAACACGGACGGCAUCCACAUCGAGCGCAGCAGCGGGGUGUCCAUCGUGGACACGCACAUCGGCACGGGCGACGACUGCAUCUCCGUCGGCCAGGGAAACGACAACGUGGAGGUCUCCCGCGUGCAGUGCGGCCCGGGCCACGGCAUGAGCGUCGGCAGCCUGGGCCGAUACUCCGGCGAGGGCGACGUCACGCGGGUGCACGUCCGCGACAUGACCUUCACGGGCACCACCAACGGCGUCCGCAUCAAGACCUGGGAGAACUCGCCGUCCAGGAGCAACGCCGCGCACAUGGUCUUCGAGAACAUGGUCAUGAAGGACGUCCAGAACCCUAUCAUCAUCGACCAGAAGUACUGCCCCUACUACAACUGCGAGCACAAGUACGUGUCCGGGGUCACUCUCAAGGACAUUCACUUCAGGAACAUCAAGGGCACGGCGACUACGCCGGUGGCGGUGUUGCUUCGCUGCGGCGUGCCGUGCCAGGGUCUGGUGCUGCAGGACGUGGACCUUAGGUACAAGGGGCAGGGUGCCACAUCGGCCAAGUGCGAGAACGCCAAGGCCAAGUACGUUGGCUACCAGUUCCCCAAGCCCUGCAGCCCCUAGCUUAGAUAGGUGUCGUCGUGUGGCGCGAGGAGAUCCUCUCCGUGGCCGGCCGGCCGGCCCCGCUUACCACUCUGGUGUACCUGGCUCUAGCUAGCUAGCUCCAGUGUGCGGUGAAGUGGGCUUUGAUUCUUCCAUCGUGUUGUCUAGACGUACGUUUUUCUUUUGGCUUUUCAUGUUUGCUUUCUUGAUUAGCUGAUUUUUGUGUUAUGUGUAAUCGCAAUUUCUGUCAUCUGCUAGUUGCCUGCAUCAGUGAAUUGUGACUUCAGUUGGUAAAACCUAA
This is a messenger RNA of Zea mays, 1724 nucleotides long. RefSeq names its product exopolygalacturonase. The record is from RefSeq and is a predicted model, not a curated record. NCBI's taxonomy places the organism in Eukaryota, Viridiplantae, Streptophyta, Magnoliopsida, Poales, Poaceae. Gene Ontology annotation, molecular function: polygalacturonase activity. Gene Ontology annotation, biological process: carbohydrate metabolic process. The transcript has 5 exons. Bases 260 to 1444 code for a protein of 394 amino acids.